UUCCUUUCUUUUUAACUGUGCGCCAAAAUACUCUAAACCUCCUCUUCCGCUUCUCUGCUUAAUCACUCUUCCCAUUCUGGUUAUGAUCUCCGCCGUUCACCGCAAAACUGAGAGCCUCCUCUCGGCGCAGUCUAUCGGAUUCCUUCGCCUCCGCUUCUUCCGUAAUCGCCGCCUCAGGUGACCGCUCGGUUAGUGUGUUUUUAAUUUGUAUAUAUAUAUAUUGGUUUCCGACGAUGCCGAGUUCGAAGACUCAUCGAAGAGGGGGAUCGGAGGAGAAGAAUAGGAAGGGAAGGAUAGUUGAGAAGGCGAAGUCGUUUCACGGCCACGGCGUGGAGAACACGGCGGAGUUGCUAGGGAGGCCGCGGACGGUGCCGGACUUGAUCUCCGCCCAGCGAAGUUCCACGGAAAUGAGGUUUCCGUCGAAGCUCACCAAGUUACUGAUCAACGUGAGGAUACAGAGAUGCCUUGGCGCCGUGCAGGUGUUGAUGUCGUCGGAAUCAACGGUGGAGGACCUCAUCGCCGCCGCUCUCCGCCAGUACGUAAAGGAAGGACGGCGGUCGGCGCUCCCCUCCACUGAUCCCGCAGAUUUCGGACUCCAUUAUUCGCAGUUUAGUUUAGAAGGUUUGGACAGGGCGGACAGUGUGAUGACGCUCGGAUCAAGAAACUUCUUCCUCUGCAUGAAAAACUCCUCGGCCGGCACACAAGGUGGCGGCGAAACGCCGUCAUGCGGCGCUACUCCGGGCUGCUCAUCGGAAGUUGAUCGAGUUACAAAAAUUGGCUUGCCUUGGAUCAAGUUCAUGGACAUCUUAUUGUGACAAAUUUCUGCUCCUUCCUAGCUAGUAUUACAAUUCUUUUAUUAUCUUCUUUUGCUCCACAACUCAAUAAACAUAUCAUAUCGCAAUUUCGAUCAAACGUAUACGUAACUGUUAGUGUCACGUUUUGAACGCAAGUCAACAACAAGACACUUAUACAGUUAUACAUACCUUGAUAUGGUAUAAUGCUUUAAUACCAUAUCUGCAGUUUGUACAGCAUUAUACUAGGUUCAUAUAUUAUGAAUUUUCUUGUAAUUAGUAAUAUGGUAGACCAGAAACUCAAUGUAAAAAUAUCAGCUUUAAUUCUGGUUUAUAUAUAUAGACAUAUAGUUCACCGUA
Molecule: messenger RNA, 1151 nt
Organism: Ipomoea triloba (trilobed morning glory)
Lineage: Eukaryota; Viridiplantae; Streptophyta; Magnoliopsida; Solanales; Convolvulaceae
Exons: 2
Coding region: 234-815 (193 amino acids)
Source: RefSeq, a predicted model, not a curated record